Molecule: messenger RNA, 3289 nt
Organism: Erpetoichthys calabaricus (reedfish)
Lineage: Eukaryota; Metazoa; Chordata; Cladistia; Polypteriformes; Polypteridae
Gene: ip6k1
Product: inositol hexakisphosphate kinase 1
Exons: 6
Coding region: 782-2056 (424 amino acids)
Biological process (GO): inositol phosphate biosynthetic process; phosphatidylinositol phosphate biosynthetic process
Cellular component (GO): nucleus; cytoplasm
Molecular function (GO): inositol hexakisphosphate kinase activity
Source: RefSeq, a predicted model, not a curated record
AACCCUUUCAUUUGGACCCCAACCUUCCGGCUGUGGGUCGCCAUUAUUCUUCCUCCGGAGAGACACUGGAGUAAUUUCGAUUUAGAAUAUUGACAGAAGCUCAGUGAAAUCGCGCUUUCCAAGUCUCGCAGCCAUUAUGUAAAUGUGGAGCCAGUACAUAUAAAGGAGCAUUUGAAUGCUGGCACGCAUCAGAUUGGGAAAAGGAAAAGAGCAAGCUGUUUCUUGUUGAUUUGGGGAGUGGACCAGCACCGACGCAACUUGUGUCGCUCCUGGCCCGAAUUCCCAUGUGCAGUUCGCUGAAACAUGCUUGUGCCGACCUGAGCUCUCAAGCUUCUUUUCCGGAGUCGCCGCCGGGACGUGCCAACCGGAGAACUGCUCCUGAGGCUGCCCCGUGGGCAGUUGCCUUGCGGAAGCAGCCCGGUUCGGUUCAGCUCGGUUUGGUUCCACUGCAGCUCUGUGCCAAUACCCGGAGUCCAAUGGGAGAAGGUGCGCUGCCUUUACGUCAAGCCUGCCCGGUUUUCGGGUAUUUCCGUUAAUAGCAGCGGUUCAGUCGUUUACGCAGGAGGACAACUUUUCGGAGGCUACAGAACUGGUAUAAACCCAUCAGUAUUCACCUCCAAAUCCCAAGGGACCUGAUCUGCCUGUGGCUUUCGCUGUCGUUCUGGCUCCGCCUCCCAGCAGCAGAACGUGCUUGCAGGCGCAGCAGUCUGCGUGCUCCUCUCUGUCCCUCAGCCUGUGCCUGCCAGCCUAUGCCUCCAGCACCUCGCAGCCCACCAACGCCAUGUGCCUUUCGCAAACCAUGGAAGUGGGGAAGCAGGGCAAAAGCCUGGGGCCAGGCCGGAGCAAAGGAGGCGUCCUUCUGCAGCCCUUUGUUCACCAGGUGGGAGGUCACACCAGCAUGAUGCGCUAUGACGAUCACACAAUCUGCAAACCCCUCAUACAAAGAGAGCAACGCUUCUAUGAGUCCCUGCCUCCAGAAAUGAAGGAGUUCACGCCAGAGUACAAAGGAGUGGUGCUUGUUUGCUUUGAGGGCGACAGUGACGGUUAUAUCCACCUAGUUGCAUAUCCUUAUGAGGACAGUGAGGGAAUGGAUCAUGAGGAAGUGCCUGAAAGGGACCAACCACGCAGGAAACACUCGCGCCGCAGUUUGCACCGAUCUAGCAGUGACCACAAAGAAGAAAGAGUGCCACAUGACGGUGACAAUUCAGAGAGCAUUCAAGAACUAAAGAGUCCCCGUGUUGAGCAGCAAAUCCAGUCAGAUGUUCCUUUUCAGAUGUUGGAUGGAAACAGUGGGCUGAGCUCAGAGAAGAUUAGCUACAAUCCUUGGAGUCUCCGUUGUCACAAGCAGCAGCUCAGUCGAAUGCGCUCUGAAUCCAAGGACCGGAAGCUGCACAAAUUUCUGCUGCUGGAAAAUGUGGUACACAAAUUUGAGUACCCGUGCAUCUUGGAUUUAAAAAUGGGGACUCGUCAGCACGGAGAUGAUGCCUCUGAAGAGAAGGCAGCUCGACAAAUGAAGAAGUGUGAGCAGAGUACAUCAGGCACACUCGGCGUAAGGGUGUGUGGCAUGCAGGUUUACCAGAUUGACACCGGUCACUAUCUGUGCAGAAACAAAUAUUAUGGCCGCGGACUGUCUACCGAAGGAUUUAAACAUGCUUUGUACCAGUUCCUCCACAAUGGCACUCAUCUCCGCAAGGACCUCUUCAAACCUAUCUUAGGCAAGCUACUUAGCCUGAAAAAUGUACUGGAAAGGCAGGCUUCUUAUCGUUUCUACUCCAGCUCUCUUCUCGUCAUCUAUGAGGGGAAAGAUGAGACGGCCGAACCAUUGUCAAACAAAGCAACAGAUGCUGCAGACGUUCAUGCAGCCCCAGCUCCUCUCCCCGAGGAUAACACUCGUCUUCUUCCAAAUGUAGAUGUCCGCAUGAUAGACUUUGCUCACAGCACCUAUAAGGGUUUUCGUGAUGACCAAACAGUCCAUGAUGGACCAGACAGGGGCUAUGUGUUUGGACUGGAAAGCCUCAUUGACAUUCUUGAAUGCAUUCAAGUGGAGAACCAGUAGGUGUGCUGAUCUUAGAUGCUAUUUAACAUAAGGGAGGUAUCCAUAAGGGUAAAUAAAAGUCAAGGAGAGCACAACGCUGCUGCUGCAGUAAUGGUGAAGAGUACCACUGACACGCACUUACAAGCCUCUCUUUCCAGGUUUGGAAUUUGCUAUGGUUCCUAAAGUUGCAACUGACUCUCUGCGGCAGACAAGAACUCUAAACUAGGACAGCACUGAAUUCUGUCAUCAUAUACGGCCACUGUGUGGCUAACAUGGACAGCUGCUGGCACCACAGGGCCUGUCCCAGGAGUGACAUGGAAAAAAAAAUUCUGUGAAUGGCCUCGCCAGAUUCUUUAGAUUCAACUUUUAAGUUUUGGAAAAAUUAUAUUAGAUUCUAUUUUCGUAUUCUCUUCCUCCAGGUCCAUGACUGCACUUUUGUCGGGUGUGUUACCUAAGCAAGCUUUUUAAGCAGGCUCUGCUAGUGUUGCCUCUGAGCCAUACACAUUUAUUCUUGCCAAAUGUCGGCUUUAAGGACAGACUCUGAUGUGCGAACGCUGUAAGCACAUGAUAAAAGCAGCAGCCCAAGCAAGUCACCAAAGUGUUUUGUUGUUUUAUAAAUCUCUCUCUCUCUCUCUCUCUCUCUCUCUCUCUCUCUCUCUCUCUCUCUCUCUCUCUCAUACAUGUAUAUAAUAUUAUAUAAUAUAAUAUUAUAAGGUGAAACAUCAUGACAUUGUAACCUACUACAGUAUGCUACCAACCAACUAACCAACCACUGCCCAUUGGCUCGUCAAGCCCUGCAAAGCUCUUGUAACCACUGCUCAGCAGACGAUUAGCAGCAUCUGCCUUGUGUUUAUUUCUCCCAGUUCAGCCGACCACUGCCUCACAUUUUUGUUCUCGUUGGCCUCUGUGUAGCUUAUUUUAAGCCCCGACUUUCUUGUAGUUUUCAAUAUGGCUAACUUUUAGAUUGGUUUUAGAAAUGAAACGUGCAGUUCAGGUGUAGUUUAUAGUUUAAUUUUAGCAGUUUUCCUUGUUGGCAAUUAUAUACGCUUUACGUCAUGGGCUUGUGUGUGGGCUGUGUUUCGCAGUAUUGAGAAAAGGGGAAGGUGGGCUGCAGCCUGACUCAUUUCAGAUGAUUAAUGGUAAAGCUGCUACACGUUAUUUUCACACUGAAAACCGCUGACAUGGAGUAUAAGCUGAAUUUGUAUUAGAGCAGACUCUUGCCAAAGUGUGUGUGUGUAUUUCUAUGUAUGUGCA